AUGAAGAAAUAUCUCUCCAAGGCAAGAGAGUACAUAGAGGCAUUCUCCCAGUUCGACAUAGAACACGUAUCGAGAGUAGAGAAUAAAAAGGCGGACGCACUCGCGAAGUUAGCCUCGGCAACCGGUUCGGAAUGGAAAGACACUAUCUAUCUUGAACGCAUAGGAAAACCCUCGUACGAGGAGGACAGAAUUAACUCAGUGGCGUCCGAAUUCAACAAGGACGAUUGGAGAGCGUCCUUAUUCCUAUACCUCCAGGACAGAUCCUUACCAGAAGAUAAUAAGGAGGCUCAAAAGGUGAGGAGGAAAGCGGCAAGAUAUACGUUGAUGGGCCGGGAGCUCUACAGGCGAUCCCUGACAUUGCCCUACCUUCGAUGUUUAAGCAAAGACGAAGGGGAAUACAUACUACGGGAAAUCCACGAAGGAGUAUGCGGUAACCACCUUGCCAGUAGGGCUCUAGCUCACAAAGCUAUGCGACAGGGAUUUUUCUGGCCCACAAUGAAGAAAGACGCGGUUGAGCUCGUCAAAAAAUCGAUAGUUACAGACCACGGGAAGCAGUUCGACAAUGACCGCUUCAAAAAGUUAUGUUCGGAUCUAUCUAUUAAGCUUCUCUUCGCAUCGGUGGCGCACCCGCAGAGCAAUGGACAAGUAGAGAACAUGAAUCGGACGAUUCUGCACGGACAGAGGAUGCGACUCGAAUCCAUGCAAGGUAAAUGGACAAAGGAACUCCUUUCCCUUAUGUGGGCGUACCACACCACCAAGAGAGCAGCAAGAGAGGAAACCCCGUUCAUGCUUGUCUUUGGCGCAGAAGUAGUCAUCCCAGCAGAGGUGGGGAUACCCUCUUGGCGAAGGCAAUACUUUAACGAGCAGACCAAUAGCGAGGAGCUCAGAUCAGAAAUAGACCUACUGGAAGAGAAACCGGAUCAGGCGAGUGUAAAAGUUGCUGCGUACCAGCAGAGGGUAGCAAAGUACUACAACCACCGCGUGAAAGUACGAAAUUUUCAGCCAUGA
This is a messenger RNA of Malania oleifera, 1008 nucleotides long. RefSeq lists its product as uncharacterized. The record is from RefSeq and is a predicted model, not a curated record. Gene Ontology annotation, biological process: DNA integration. The transcript has 2 exons. Lineage: Eukaryota; Viridiplantae; Streptophyta; Magnoliopsida; Santalales; Ximeniaceae. Gene Ontology annotation, molecular function: nucleic acid binding. The coding region runs from base 1 to 1008 and encodes 335 amino acids.